Messenger RNA from Pogona vitticeps (central bearded dragon), 3447 nucleotides. The record is from RefSeq and is a predicted model, not a curated record. Lineage: Eukaryota; Metazoa; Chordata; Lepidosauria; Squamata; Agamidae.
AUGGCUCCAGGUGACUGUCUCGGUGGGGCCACACUGACCAUGCUCAGGAGCUUCUUUCUCCAGCUCAUGCCCUUGCUUUGGAUCCUAUUGGCCCAUCACCAUUUUACGCAAGGUGAUGACUGCAAUGACCAUUGUAACUUGGCUCAUGGCAGCUGUGAAGAAAAUGGCAAAUGCAGGUGUGACCCAGGCUGGGAUGGGAUAUACUGCGAGCAGUGUGUGAGGAUGCCAGGCUGUAUCCAUGGGACAUGCCAUCAGCCCUGGCAGUGCAUCUGUCAAAGUGGUUGGGCUGGUAAAUUCUGUGACAAAGAUGUGCACAUCUGUGAGCAUCAGACUCCAUGCCAGAAUGGAGCCCAGUGUAUCUACGACCGUGAUGGAGAAUAUUCCUGCCUGUGCCUUGAAGGGUUCCAUGGAAAGGACUGUGAGCUGAAGACAGGGCCAUGUGAGAAGGCAGGGUUUCCAUGCAAGAAUGGUGGACUAUGUCAAGAUAAUAAUGGCUUUGCAAGCAACUAUACAUGCAAGUGCCUAGCGGGAUUCAUUGGUGAACACUGCGAGAUUGAUGUUGAUGAUUGCCUCAUGCAACCCUGUGCCAAUGGUGCCACCUGCCUUGAUGGCUUGAACCGUUUUUCCUGCCAGUGCCAGGCUGGCUUUGAAGGGCGUUUUUGCACCAUAAAUAUUGACGAUUGUGCCAGCCAACCGUGCAGAAAUGGGGCCAAGUGCUACGACCGCAUCAGUGAUUUUGACUGCUUGUGUCCCGAGGGCUAUGUUGGUAAAACAUGUGAAUUCCUUGCUCCAGAGCCAACGUGGAUCACCACAUUUCAGCCUGACCAAAAGGAGCACAAUGUGGCUGUGACCAGCAGCAACCCUUGGACAACCCAGUCUGAGCCAGUUAGGGCUGUGGUCACUGGGAAACGCAUCACUAACUACAGUGAGAAAUCGAAUGGGGGAGGGCUUCUUAUCUCCGUGAAGGAGGUGGUGACUCAAAAGGACUCAGGGCUCAGUCAAUCACAGCUGAUCUUAGUGCUUGUGUUUGGGCUCCUCACUGCCCUUUCAGUCUUGGUAACUGUGCUGCUGCUGCUGCUGAAGAACUGGCAGAGAGGGCACCAGAGGUGCCAGAGUCCAUCCCAGUCUGCAAGGAAACUUCAGGACCAAGAGUGUCAGGUGGGAAUGUUAAAUACAGUCUUGAUAGAACCCAGGAAAACAACAGAGCUGUAAGACCCCACAGGUUGGAGCCUGACCACCCAAUAUGCACCCACCAUUGAUUAAGUGAAUCCUUUGAGCCAUGUCCUGGGGGCUGUUCUGGCUGCACAUCUCCAAAACACCAAGGACUCUGAAGUGACUUAAAAGUUGUAAAUCAGCAAGAAAAAGAGUCGUCCAGGAGGCAGCGAAAUCUUGUUUGAAAACAAGAGUCCUCUAAUGCAUGCAGCUUAAGUCACUAGCAGGGGGACAUCAACUUAUCAAGGCAGCCAAGGUAAUGCCGGGCGAAGAAGAUAACUAGGCAUUGGAAACCGCAAGCAAAAUGGAUGAAGAUCAUCCUCCAGGCACUUUUAAAGGGAGUUGCAAGAACAAGCCCAAGUGUGGCAGAAUGGAAAGUAGGAGAAACUUGAUGCCACCCUUAGGUAUCUGAUAACUCUUGGUCAGAGUCACUGGAGCGAGCAGUCAUGUGGAAAAUGGGGGCUCAGAAAUUGCUCUGUGUAUGCCCCACCUCUACAGAUCUGGCAUAGACAAUAUGGGAUUCCCCUUUUUGCCUAGAGGUUCUCAGCUGAGGGCCCUGUGGUGCCAUGAGUUGGUUUGAUGACUAUACUGAUCAUGUCUUGCCGCUGUGUCUUGUACUAUGUCCUUUCUUCAUCUUGCUGCACAUGGUUGGAACUUUCAGGACAAAUAACACGUCUCUUCCUGUCCUCUCCAGCCUAACACUUCAUUUCUUCAGUGAUGAUGUCAGGAAGGAGCAAAAGGAAGCACAAAACCAGUACUGUAUCAGUUUUCUGUUUCAUGUAAUUGAUGCGAAUCUUCUCACUUGCCAGAACAGGAUUGGAUGCAUAUAUGAAGCCAGGAAUUGUAGUCCGGCUUUUUCUGUGGUAAUCCCAAUUCCAAAACCUAAGUUCUCUGAGAGAACAAAAUUGGAGUUGAUUCCAAACCAACAGGUUACACUCUUCCUACAGAAGUAGGGUGUAGGCUGAUUCCAGAAGCUGUGAUAGUUUACUGGAGAGGAAAAUGAAGCUGCAGACUUUUUUGAAAUUCUGAAACAGAAGUAUGACAUUUUGAACUAGAUGUACAGUUUUGAGGGUGAGAACUCUUACACCCUUAUUGUGUGCUGUUUCAUAUACCAGUCCGCAGCCACUGGUUCCCUCAGCCAUAGUUCCUUCUCUCAAGCAACAGUGAAAACUAUUUUAUAUUGAAUCAGAAUAUUGGUUACUUUGCUCAGUAUUUUGUACACUAGGUGGCAGUGGGUUUCUAAGAUUUCAGACCAGAGCCCUUCUGUUACAACCUGGAGAUGGCUGGGAUUGAAUGUAAAGCACGCAAAAUAAGUGUUCUAUCACUGAGGUACAAAUUCUUCCUCCCCUAACUGGUAAUGAGAGUGAAUAUAUAACAAAACAGAUUUGGCUACUCCCUAUUUUUGCUGAUAAAGUACACUCUAUUCAGUAGUGUUCCUUCACUCUGAUUGUUCACAUACUGUACUUUGAACUAGAGGCAGUGGUCCUGCCAUCUUUUCCCAUCUCCAAGUCUUUUCUCACUGGCUGAACCCUAAGGCUUUGGCUUAGGUAAAAUGUCCAGACUGUUGAUUCUGACUGUUAUUUUUCCUCACCUCAUAGUAAGAAUGCACAAGUACAAUAGUUCCAUAGCCAAGGAACAAUCAGUUGUUUGUCUGGAAAUUCAUGUUGAGUCAAGCAGAAGGGGGAAGGGGUGGGGGUUUUACAAGAAAUAUUAUUUUUGUAAUACACAGUUGAUGAAUGGUGUAACUUUAUAAAUAAAUACAAGAAUUAAAACAUCAGAACCAGUGCCUUCCUGCUCCUCCAUAGACCUGAGGACUGGUUCUAGAUAAGGAUUUGCCAUGACUCAUUCAGUCACAUCUUACAGGAAGCCCCCACACACAAUGUUAUCCAUUUCCUUCCAUAUUCUCCCAUUACUAAUUGAGUGAAGCCCAACUUCUUUGAGAAGGAAGCUGUCUUCACAGAUAUAGGUGCCUUCAGCUCUACUCUGGUGUCUUAAAAAAGGAAUGGUUUGAGAGUGCCCUGUUGGUUGGGUGAACCUAUUGUGUCUCAGCACACAUUCAAUAUUAUUCUUGUGGUGCAAACUGUUUUAUUUCCCAUUUGUUUUAUUUCAUUUUUAAUCUUUUGAACAUUGUGUAGCUAUGUAAAAAAUUAAAUAUCAAGUUACCACUUAAAUGAAAAUGUUAUAGCACCAUAUAUAAUGCAAUACAUAUGUUUUUAAAUGGGGGAAGUUCCUGUU